Molecule: messenger RNA, 1052 nt
Organism: Elaeis guineensis (African oil palm)
Lineage: Eukaryota; Viridiplantae; Streptophyta; Magnoliopsida; Arecales; Arecaceae
Source: RefSeq, a predicted model, not a curated record
CUAUCUCUCCAUUCUCCAUCUCCCUUCUCUGUUUAUUUCCUCGCCUCCUCCUCCUCCUCUUUCUCUCUCUCUCUGUCUCUCUGUAUUUCUCAUCUCUGAAAUUAAGAUAUAUAUGGAGAAGAGUAGGUCGUUCCCUGAGUACUCGUACUUGUCUUCAUAUUCGGGUGAGUUCGGGUACGAGGGCCGGUCCAACUCCUACAGCUUCAACGGGCCGAGCGGGAAGCGGGACGGCUUCGCCAGCUCCACCGAUCCCGAGCUCAAACGCAAGCGGCGUGUCGCCUCCUAUAACGUCUUCACCAUGGAAGCUAAGCUCAAGUCCUCCGUCAGGAACAGCUUCAAGUGGAUCAAGGCCAAGUUCACCCACAUCAGCUAGCUCCGCCGGGCGUCUAACUCUCUCUCUCUCUCUCUAUAUAUAUAUAUAUAUCCCUUCUUCUUCCUCUUUUCUUUCUUUUUCUUUUUUGGGGGUAAAGUCUCUCUCCGUCUCUCCGCUAAGUGCUAUGUAAAAAUUUAGUUAGUUAUGGUGCUUGUCCUUGUAAAGGACUUGCAUGGUUGGAUCAUGAGGUUGGCUCGGGAUCGAAGGGAAUCCGGUCGCCGUCAGACAUGGCUUAGAUAAUUGAACUCGGGUAGCUUGGAGAUGUGUGCCGUUGCUUUGUAAGGUGAAAUCGAUCUUAAUAAGCUUCCAAUGGACGAAGGGUUAACCAGCAGUCGUAAUCUCCAAUGGAGCCGUCUUAAUUAGUUUAAAGUUGUGCUUGUUUGAUCUCUGAUGAUAGAAUUAUAUGCGUGAAUCGAGGGGUUUGUCUUCUGAUAUCGGAGGAUCUCGCAUGCAUAUGUGAAAUUGUGCAUCUCUGGAUCAAAGUGUUUUUCGUUUCGCGUACCUUUUAGACGGAAAAGCAUGAAUCAACCGGAAUGGUAGUUCAAUUGUAUUUUUCCUUUUUCUUUUGAGAGAAAGUUCGACUGUACUUUGGAAAUCAAGUCUUGUAAGAAAAGUGGGUACGGGAACUUCUAGUUCAAGCCCAGCCAUAGGUCAUAUAUAAUAUUUCCCUCACUUACAU